UGUUAUGUGAACAAAUUAAACCAAGAAAUAGAUAGGUCAAAAAAAAAAGAUAAUGAGAAAUGCUCAAUGGAGUCAAUUGUCAACUAUAUGGCGAAUACGUUGAAAAAAAUUUUAAAAGAGAAAUCAAAUUUGGAGAACCGAUUACAACAAGUAACAGAAGAAUUGUGUUCCAAGACAAAGGAUCAUGCAGAAUUAGUAAAAAUUUGCAAUGAUGAAUGCAUAUCAAGAGAAGUAUGUGAAAAAAAAAAGACACUUAAAAACAAUAUUACAAUUAUAGAUGGAUUGGAAUAUGGUUUGUGUGAUAUGAAAGACCAGUUAAUAGAAACAGAAAAAUUGAAAAUCAUUUGUCAAGACAAAUGUAAACAUCUGAGUAUACAAAAUGAGGAACUAAAUAACAAAUUGGAAAUAAAAAAUUACAAUAACAUAAAAAAUUGUCAUAAAAUCGAAAAUCUCUGUAAACGAAUUAUUCAAUUUGAAGCCGUUACUAAAGGUCUUGAGAUGCAAAACAAAACACAUAUAGUAGAAAUUGAUGAACUUAAAGAAGAAAAAUGUGUCGCAGAAAAAAAAUUUAAUAAAAUAAUUGAAGAUCUCUAUUGCACCAUUCAAGAACUAAGAAACGAACUAGCCACUGCCAAAUUAGAUAUCGAAAAUACUAAAAAAUGCUUGGAAAAUAUAAAUGACGAAGACAAAAAAAGUUUUGAACAUAAAAUUGGUUUACUGAAAACUGAUAUUGGGAACUUAGAAACUGAACUUGAUUUUUAUAAAUGCCAAUAUGAUUCAUUAAUGACAAAAAAUCUGUUAAAUGAAAAAGAACUUUCAAAAUUCAAUGAGAUGGUUCAACGGUUACAAACUCGAGAAUUUGAAUUGAAUAAAGAAAACGAAGAAAAUAAAGAACAUGUGUCGACGCUAUGUAUAAAUGUAAAUAUGAUAAAACAACAACUUGAAGAAACGAUACAAAAAAACAAUGAAUUGACACAUCACAAUGAUAAUUUAAGAGCGGAAAAUGACGUACAGUGUCAAGAUAUCGAUGAAUUGAAUAAUACGCUCAUAACUGUAAGAAAAAACGAAUCGUGUGUGCGAAAAGAUCUGGUUGUGCAUAAAGAAAAACUAACGAAAGCGGACGAAGAAAUUGCCAAUUUGAAUUCAGAAAUGAGCCACGUUAAAUGUGAAUUUCACAAAACUUGUGCCAAAUUGACUUGUACAGAACAAAAGCUACAUAAUACAGAGUGUAAACUGAACGAAGAAAUAUGUCUAAAAAAAGAAAUUACUGAGAAAUACUGUAAUAUGGUCAACUGUCUGACUACGAAUUGUGACAUGAAGCAAUCGAUAAAGCCAACUUGUAUAUCUGCCGGAUGUCAAUAUGACAUAUCAGUAGAUGAUAAACAGAUAGGAGACUACUGCUGUUUUCCUGGCGAAAACAACAUAUCGUGUAAUAUUACAAAUUAUGAUGUACGGGGACUAAACUAUGAAAACACUUAUUCAAUUGAAAUGACAAAGGAAUCUACUCAUAUUGGUAUACAGACUAAUUUGUGUUGUCCUGAAACUGUUACACCUGUAGCCCAUUGUGGAACGGUAUCAGUAAUUAUGGACGAAUCCUGUCCAAACGAUAACGUCAAGUGCUGCCCUGAACCAUGUGACACAAAUAAAUGUGAUUUUGGCCAAUGUGAAUCAAAUGACAGUUGCACGUGUCAAUGUGAGACACCACCACUCGAAACAACAUCUCAAUUAGAUUGUCAUUCAGCCGACUGUUCGCGUUCUGAAAAAUCAGAACUCACGACAUCCUGCGAUUGUAUUGCUGUUUUCUUGGAAAAAGAAAAUUUAAAAUGUCAACUGGCCGAGUCGACACAACUAUUAGAACAAUAUGGAAAGGAUACAGAGAAAAAAAUAUGUGAAAUUCAAGCAGAACACUGCAAAAAGGAGUUUGAUAUGAAUGAAUGUUUCAAUAAGAAAACAUCACAAUACAAAAAAGAUAUAGAUGAACUUACCACACAAUUGGAAGAUUGCAAAGCAACGAUUUUGUGUAUGGAAAAGGAAUUAACAUGCUGUCUGGAAAGAGAAAACCGACUAAAAAAAGAUAUAGAAAAACUAAAACAAGCUAUAAAAUGCAAAGAUUCAAAAAUAAAUGACGAAGAAAAUAAAAUGAAAACAAUGUGUGAAUGUUUGGAGGAAUGCAAGAAACAAUUCGUAACCCUGAAAUGCUCAUUGGAGUUGGAAAAAUCCACUAAAGAAGAAUUGGACAAACAAUUGGAACAAAAAGUAGUUAAACCCAAAAAGAAGAUCAUUAAGAAAUUGAAGACACCUGAGAAAGUUGUGCGGAAAAACAAGGUACCAAAGAAUAUAAAAAAAAAUGUGUAUGAUCCUUGCGGAGAUAAAAGAUUGAGGUCGGGAGCCGACCAUGACACGGGACACAAAUUCCGUGGCACCGAACAAGAAAUGUAUAGUCGUCAUCGUGCUCGUCGUUUCAACGGCUAUACCCGGGACGACAGCCACUACUAUCCGGAUCAAGUUCGUUCUAAUCCGCGAGGACUUGGUUACGGUGAUCCGGCGGCACACACGCUGCCGCCUCAGUUCGUCGAAUCGUUGCGGCAACAAGUGCGAAAAAAUGUCGGCUGCGACAACACCAAUUGUUACGUGAUGGGAUGCUGCAGCAAACUCUAUUUCCGGCAUUAG
Messenger RNA from Metopolophium dirhodum (rose-grain aphid), 2670 nucleotides. RefSeq names its product CAP-Gly domain-containing linker protein 1-like. The transcript is spliced from 6 exons. Lineage: Eukaryota; Metazoa; Arthropoda; Insecta; Hemiptera; Aphididae. Bases 67 to 2670 code for a protein of 867 amino acids. The record is from RefSeq and is a predicted model, not a curated record. Gene Ontology annotation, cellular component: type III intermediate filament.